AUGGAACGUAAUACAACUGAUUUAAAUCAAACAGAAUAUGGUAACUUUUUAGUCGAUAAUCGUCAACAACAUGAUUAUCAACCUAGAACAUUACCAGAUAAGAAGAAGAAUGGACGCUAUGCUUAUUUACCAUUAUUUCCAACUAAAUCUGUUGGCAUUGAUGAAUGUUUACUUUUGGCUAAUGUAUCGAUUAGUCAUCUGUCAUCUGAUGAAAUUAUUCGACGUGAACAUGGAGCCUAUAUAUCGGAUGCACUGAUGCUCAUGAACACAUACAACUAUGGUAAUUCAUUCAGUUUGUUACAAGAAGACGUUGAACAACUAGCCAUACGUUUAAAAGUCGGCAAAGCAAUCAUUACCUUCAAUGCGGAUCGACUUCGUACCAUAUGCUGUACUCUUCUGGCAUUGCAUGAAUCCUUUCGUCGUAAUAUUCUAUGUAUGGCUGAUGUUGCCUUACAAGAACCAACUUUGAAUUCGAAACAAAUGGCGAUUGCAUUAGAAUUCUAUCUACAAAUAGAUGUGGAUCUAUUUUACAUGAAAACUUGUUCGUACCGAGAAGCUAAAUGUGACUCGACCAGUGAAGGUCUCUUCUGUGGAAAAGAUCAACCUCAAGCAAGAUACUCAGUACUUCCAUGUGGUAAUCAACUUUGUUUAUGUUGCUAUCCAAAAAAUAGUGAUAAGAAAAGUCAAACAUGGCCAGUUAUUGAUUUUAACUCAAGUUCAAUACAUCAAUUUGUCAAUGGAUAUAUUACCUAUCUGAAUUGUCCAGCAGUAUGUUACUUUGUUUUUUAAAUGUUGUAUUCACAUUUUCCAAUCUAUGACUAUAAUUUAGACCUGUACGACAUCAAAUAUCGUCUAUGCUAUGAC
Molecule: messenger RNA, 864 nt
Organism: Rotaria sp. Silwood1
Lineage: Eukaryota; Metazoa; Rotifera; Eurotatoria; Philodinida; Philodinidae
Source: the annotation of a GenBank genome assembly